CUCGCACAGGUAUCCCAGACUGGAAAGUAUGACUACAAAAAUACGGCACAGAUCGCAACGAUUAUAGAGAUUGAUGAGACUUUUCCAUGUCACUGCCUGAUUCUGCAUUGCUAUAUAUACGACCACCAUGUCCCCCAACAUGGAUGUCCCCAGAGAGUUCAACGAAUCUCUUUUGUCUUUGUCCAUUAUCCACGAACCCUGAAGAAGUCAAAUGUACAAAGUAGCCAAACACGUCUACCAGAAGGCCCGGGGGACUCCCCAGCCUCCGACCUGGAAACCCCUUUGUCAACACCAGAGACGACCUGAAUCGAGACUGAUAGAAGACGCCGCGUCUCGGAAUUCAACCACCUCAGAGCCUAAUCGCCAGCCGUGUCAAGCUUGCAAGCAGCAACAACAUGAUUCAAGGGUUUAUCGAUGGAAGCUCAUCUGCGGUCUCUUACUGCCUUAUAUUCUGAGUACGUUGGAUUUGACGAUCGUUGCGACGGCGGUGCCUUUUAUUGCGUCUCAUUUCGACAAAUUCGACCAACUCAACUGGAUCGUCACAGCAUUCACUCUAACCUCAACAACCUUCAUCCCAACAUUCGGACAGCUCGCCGACGUGUUCGGGCGUCAUGCUGCGCUUCAACUGUCGAUGUUCCUGAUGCUUAUCGGGAGUGUGCUCUGCGCGGUAGCUCAGAGCUGGGGCAUGUUGCUGCUGGGCCGAGCCUUGCAGGGGACCAGCUCGGCGGGCAUUAUGAAUGUGAUCAUGAUUGUCAUGGCUGAUAAGGUGUCGUUGAAGGAGAAUGCGAAGAAUAAUUCCAUCUUUGCGUUUAUUGGUGGGCUUGGAUAUGGCGUGGGACCGGUUGUUGGAGGGUAUUUGACUGAUGCUAAUUGGAGAUACUGCUUUGUUAUUCCUAUCCCGAUUGCCGUCCUCGCACACAUCGCGAUCUACGUACUCUUGCGGAACGAGCUCAUCGAAGGAACCCACUUCAAAAAAGGCUCUCGCUGGUCUUCAAUCCUCCCCGCCCUUGCAACGCUAGAUAUUUUCGGAACCAUCCUUUUCAUCUUUGGGAUUGGCCUCGUCAUUCUAGGCACUGCAUGGGGAGGAUCGACGUACGCAUGGUCAGCACCUCAGGUCCUGGCGCCGUUGAUCGUCGGUGGUGUCUGCUUCGUGCUAUUCUUUUUAUAUGAGUAUUUGCUUGAGUCGGGGAGGUUUUUUGCACGGAUGUUCCCGAAGCAGGUUCCUAUGUUGCCGUAUAGCAUGUUUGCGCGGAUUGAUACGUUGUGGCUUGCGAUCAUACAGUUCGCUGCUGGUGCAGCAAUGUACUCUGUUUUCUACUUUGUGGGAGUAUAUUUCACUCUGGUGGAGGCGUAUCCUGCAUCCAAGGCGGGUAUCCAGCUGCUUUAUUAUAUCCCUGGACUUGGAGCCGGUGUGUAUCUCGCAGUAUACAUGUGCAAUAUCCGACCAGCCCAGACAUUCUGGCCCAUCACCUUUGGCACCUUCGCAGAAACCGCCGGUCUCGCCGUCGUAACCUGGGCCAUAAGUACCCAGAACACAGGUAUAAUCAACGGCAUGAUGGUGCUAGCAGGUGCUGGAACCGGUGCUCGAUUCAUGCCAGACGGACUACACACAUCAGGAAUCUGGCCCGAGAGAAUCGCACCCGCCAUGUCGUUGAUGCGAUUCGCGCUGCCAUUCGGAGGAACCAUGGCUCUGACGAUUAUGGGGAGUGUCUUUAAUAAUAAACUAUCCUCGGCCGCUGCUCUAGCAGGAGGUGGAAGUAGUUCCGAGUUUAACGUCCACGAUGCGAAUUCCUUAUCCUUCAUCGACGCAUUACCAUCCGCGCAGCAAGCCCUCAUCCGCAACGUUGGGAAAGACGCCAUCAUGUGGGCUUUCAUCGCCAUCAUGCCCAUUAUGGGCAUCAGCCUCGUGGCAGGCCUUUUUAUGGGGAAUGCAUGGAUCAAGCCGAAAUCCAGGGAAAAUGACGAGGAAAAGUCGGCCAUCAAUGAUGAGCAGCAGAUUGGGUACAGCGAGGUCAUUUACGUGCCGUAUUUGUGGGCUUUGAUGAAGGGAAAUAUUGACUCGUAUAAACGCAUUAGCAAGCCUUUAUCGGCCGAGGAAAGACAGCAGCAAGCACAUGAACAGAUGGAGCUUCGCCAGUUAGGGCUUAAUGAGAGGAGGCGAUAGACUUUCGAUAUUUGUUUAUUAGAGCGUGCAUUUAGCGUAUAUUAAUUUUAAUUCUUGGAGGCUCAGUAUAGGGAAUGUAUUCUCAGGCUGAGCACAUGACUGA
Aspergillus wentii DTO 134E9 is the source of this 2267-nucleotide messenger RNA. RefSeq names its product putative MFS multidrug transporter (gene mfs56). Gene Ontology annotation, cellular component: fungal-type vacuole membrane. NCBI's taxonomy places the organism in Eukaryota, Fungi, Ascomycota, Eurotiomycetes, Eurotiales, Aspergillaceae. Bases 212 to 2164 code for a protein of 650 amino acids. Gene Ontology annotation, molecular function: basic amino acid transmembrane transporter activity. The record is from RefSeq and is a predicted model, not a curated record. Gene Ontology annotation, biological process: transmembrane transport; basic amino acid transport. The transcript is spliced from 8 exons.